Serendipita indica DSM 11827 is the source of this 1491-nucleotide messenger RNA. The record is from the annotation of a GenBank genome assembly. Lineage: Eukaryota; Fungi; Basidiomycota; Agaricomycetes; Sebacinales; Serendipitaceae.
AUGCUUGAGGCCGCUCGCAAGGCACCACAAGAAAACUCGGCUUUGAUCGAGGGUGGUUUGGAACGUCUGUACCUGCUGAAACCCCAUGAGACUAUGGGAGCAUUCGGCUUGACCGUAGAUCCGAAGAUGACCGUCGUGCCGGCGCGCAUCCUUCCACCACCCAGCAUUACCUAUGCCAAUGGUCAGUUUCUAAGCGCCAAAGAUGGUGCUUGGAAUAUCCUCGCCUCAAAGUUUCAACGUGGGGCGCAUAUUGCUCAUUGGGCCGUAAUGGUUGUGAAGGAUCCAAGCAGGUUUCCACCAUGGAAGACGGACAGUGACCCGAACCUAACUAACUUUCUUCAGCGAUUGAAGCAAAAAUGUAUCUCUACUGGGAUGUCGAUUGCGGAUGGAGUCCCAACGGUUGUCGAAACCCCAGUUCUCCAGAAAUUCGACAAGAAGAAGGAUUCGUCCCGAACUGUAGCUCUCGAUGAGAUUAUAAACGUCAUGGAGAAGUUAGUUGGUGCCAACCCCCGACCGUUUUUCAUCCUUGUUCUGCUGAGCCACCAGGACCACUUUAUCUAUCCUGGGAUCAAAAGGAUCGGAGAUGUCGAACUCGGAAUCCAUACCGUGUAUCCAAACCCAAAACGCGAAGAUCAAUACUUUUCCAACGUAGCGCUCAAACUGAACACGAAGCUAGGCGGCAUUAAUCAUAAGCCGGAUCUGGAUAGUAUGCGAUGGUUAGUGGAGAAGAGAACGAUGGUUGUCGGGGCGGAUGUCACACAUCCCAGCCCUCCCAGUAUUGAUGGGACGCCGUCAUUGGCGGCAGUAGUCGCAAGUUUCGACUCCAAUUCUGCACAAUUUUGGGUCAGCAUGCGCUUACAAGACACCAAGGAAGAGAUGAUCGCCGACUUCAAGGACAUGAUGGUAGAGCGUCUAAGCGUAUAUGGGCAAAAGAAAGAAGGCGUUUUACCAGAGCGCGUUCUUCUCUUGAGGGAUGGGGUUUCUGAAGGACAAUUCGAUCUCGUUAUUUCGAAAGAGUUUCCAUUGAUUCAAGCGGCGUUUGAUGAACUCUAUGUAGGCGACAGCAUCCGACCGAAGCUCUUAAUCUGCAUUUGUGGAAAGCGGCACCACGCGCGCUUCUACCCCACCAACGCCAACAAGACACCGAAUGGAAACACGAAACCGGGUACAGUCACCGACAAAGGUGUCGGCGAUAUCUAUCGUUUUGAUUUCUUCCUACAAGCUCAUUUUGGAAUUGAAGGAACCGUCAAAGCGACGCAUUACACAGUGGUGUAUGACGAGAUUGGCCUUGAUGCCGAUGUCCUGCAGCAAGGGACUCACACCGCGAGCUACUCAUACGUGAGAGCAACCAGAGACACCAGUCUCUGUCCCGCUGCAUACUACAGCGAUCUCGCUUGCGAGCGUGGUCGUCUAUAUUUCAAUGAGUUUUACAAUCCCGGCGUAGAGAGGGUGGGUGGUGCUAUAGGAAGCAAAGAGACAGAGAUGAGCUAA